Molecule: messenger RNA, 590 nt
Organism: Trichoderma harzianum CBS 226.95
Lineage: Eukaryota; Fungi; Ascomycota; Sordariomycetes; Hypocreales; Hypocreaceae
Exons: 1
Coding region: 184-495 (103 amino acids)
Source: RefSeq, a predicted model, not a curated record
GAAACCUCCGCCACCGCCUCGAGUCGAUGGCAGUGCAAUGCAUAUCUACAACAUAUGCAUGCUAAUGCAGCGGCACAACAGAAAAAAAGCAACUUGCCAGUAAAAAGUGUGUGAUGGUUUAGGUAGUCACUAUUUCGUAUCUGUAAAAAGCUGCAGACUAAGAGACACCAAGAGGCGGUGCCUAUGCCGGUACCAUGUUCUUCGUCCCAUGUACAUCUUUUGCCCCCUUCGCUCGCUUCAUCUUCUUCUACCUCGACACCCCCAGGCUUCUCUCUCAUUCGGUUUCCCAUCUUGGCGACACAUGGCUUGAAGUGGAGCGGUCAAAGGGCUUGCUUGCUAGUUGCCUACGCCAGGCGCCAAUGCUCCUCGCCCAGAGGAGAGGCCCCCAAACUUCGUCUGUGCAACACCGGAUUGCUGGGUAAAUCAUCCGCGCCCCCGUGCGAGAAGCCACAGCGCAAGCAUGCCUCGCGCCAGGUCAGAUGCGGCAAUGGCUGAAAAGCACCUGGCGACAGCCGGAUGGGAUGGCAUUGGGAUGAGAUAUGAUGGGAUAGGAUUGCAGCCCUCCGACACUAUUGUCGCAUCCCGCCCCC